Polistes dominula (European paper wasp) is the source of this 3674-nucleotide messenger RNA. RefSeq names its product GTPase activating protein and centrosome-associated (gene GAPcenA). Gene Ontology annotation, biological process: regulation of GTPase activity. The record is from RefSeq and is a predicted model, not a curated record. Gene Ontology annotation, molecular function: small GTPase binding; GTPase activator activity. NCBI's taxonomy places the organism in Eukaryota, Metazoa, Arthropoda, Insecta, Hymenoptera, Vespidae.
ACUUCCGGAAUCGUAUUGCUCGAAUGGCGGACACCGUGGUUGUCGUUUCUGUCAAGUACAAUAAUUUUGAUUCUGAAAACUCAUGUAAUAUUAGUGUAUUGGAUGUAUUGGAGUGGAAAAAAACGGGGUUUCGUGAAAAAUCGAAAUAUUUUACUUUUACUCGCUGGAGGCAUAAAAGAGAAGUUGAAUUUGAAAUAUUACUCAGGAAAUAUUACGAAUAUCAGAAGAACCUAUAAACUAUGCGAAUCAGAUGAUUCAAAGGACAUUACAGAAAAAGGAAAUAUUACAGAUUUGAAUAUAGUUAUGGAGGAUAGUAUGAGUGUCAAGUCUAUGGAAUCAGUGGCAACCAGCGAUGAAUAUGAAUUUGUGAGUGACAAAGGUACUACCAAGCAACAACAAACGUUACUUGAAGCACCAAUGUUAAAAAUUGCUAAUAACGGAAAUUUAGAAGAUCUACAAAAUAAUCUUCGUGAGGUAUUAACGGAAGAUUCAAAAAUGGAGGGUAGGGACUAUAAAUUAACAAAUCCUCAACAAAAAGCUAAGAAAAUAGGACACAGCCAAUUUUAUGAUGUUAGUUCUUGUAUAAAUGGUACAGAAAAACAAGAUGUAAUGAAACCUGAUGAUUUCAUAGAAGAGGAUUUUUAUGUUUUAGAAUUAAACACAUUGUCACAUGUUCAACAAGAAUGCACAAUUUUCAAUGGUGUUACAUAUUUGGGAGCUGCAGCAAUAAAUGCACCAAAAUCAGAAUGUGAAAUACAGCGAAAUAUGAAUAUCUUAAAUGCUGAACAAUCUCUUAAUCUGGGUAUCAAAAUUUCUGUCUCCGUACCAAGUAGUUCUCAAGGUUCUGUUGUUUUAUAUGAUGCUGCCACUCAGCAACCAAUUGCCCAUUAUGAAGUACAACGAAUUCUAUUUUAUGCACGUGGAGAAAGUACUGGAUUGUGUGCUGCAUGUUUUGCUUUUACAUGGUCUCAUGGAGAUACUUUGGAAUCUGCUAUUUAUCAAUGUCAUGUUUUUCGAUGUAAUAUACCAGAAGCAGUUGGGCAAGUGUCAGCUUGUUUUUCUAAAGCCUUCCAUAGAAUACCAAGAUCAAUGACAAAUUCUUUAACAGGAAGUGACUUUAGUAAUUAUAAUUCAGGUGGUGAAAAAGUUAAUUCUCGUGUAUUUAUUUUUGAAGUUAGCAUGGAAGUUAAGGAAGAAGAUGGAAAAGGUGGGUUUAGUACUGUUCCUAAGGACAGAAAUUGUUUCAAAUUUCGGAGUAAUAUAGCAAAGCAAGUUUGUUUGAGUAUUCAACAAGUUUCCAGUAAAGAAGGAGGUAUUACUCUUGAAGUUGAAAGAUGUUUUGGUGUUCUUGUUAGCCCAGGACGUAAUGUGAAACAUAGUGAUAUGCGAUUACUUGAAAUGCAAGUAAGCACUGGACCAAUCGUCCAGGAUCGAUGUUACAAUAUAUGUGGCCAGUGGGAUCCGGCUGAUCCAGCUUUGGAAACUCUUAAUAUAGAAACACCUAGAGAGGGCAAAAUAUUCAUGACAGUAGCAGUUGAUUUAGUUAUAAGAGGUAUCAGAGAACCUGUCAGAUUCGUAAUUGAAACUUCUGUUAAAGUAUUUCCACAAAACGAGAGAUUUUGGUACUUCAAUAAAAGAAAUUUAGUACAACAAUUUUAUCUUAACUCUAAAGAGAUAAUAUCUGGCGAUGGAAGCGAAGUUCAUUACGAGGUGCAAAGUAUAGAGACAUCAGGAGAAUUAGAUAGAAAUAGAUUAAAUCUUGCUCUUAAUUUAGCUUCCUUAAUAAGAUCGUCUUCUUUGACUAGCAUAGACACUUUAACUCCUAAAGAAGAAAUAGAUUCAGAUGGAGAUGAGCCAAUGUUAAGUGGAACAGGAGAAGUAUCGAAAGAUUGUUCUGCCGGUGAAUUAGCCAGCUGGGGAGAAGUUCUAGAAAGUUGGCAAAUUAAUGAACAACGUCCAAAACUUUUAAUAAAACUCACAAGACAAGGAAUCCCUGAAGCAUUACGUGGUGAAGUAUGGCAACGCUUAAGUAAUUGUGACAAUUCCCAGGAAAUGAUGGAUAAGUAUAGAACACUGAUUACUAAGGAAAGUAGCUGUGAAAGUGUUAUAUUAAGGGAUAUCAACAGAACAUUUCCAGCACAUGAUUUUUUUAAAGAAACUGGUGGUUUAGGCCAAGAUUCUUUAUACAGAAUAAGUAAAGCAUAUGCAGUAUAUGAUGAAGAAGUUGGAUAUUGUCAGGGUUUAAGUUUUUUAGUUGCUAGUCUACUGUUACAUAUGCCAGAAGAACAAGCGUUUUGUGUUCUAGUGAAAUUAAUGUACGAUUAUGGUUUACGUGAUUUAUACAAAGACAGAUUUGAUAAUCUUCACAUGAGGUUUUAUCAAUUGAAUCGUUUAAUAGAGGAUCAACUUCCUGAACUUUACAAACAUUUCUGCGAUCGUGGUGUUGAAACACAUAUGUUCGCAGCACAAUGGUUUUUGACUUUAUUUACUGCUAGAUUUCCAUUAUAUCUUGUGUUUCAUAUCCUAGAUGUUUUCCUUUUACAAGGACUUGACACUCUCUUCCAAGUAGCUCUUGCAUUGUUAAUGUUAUGCAAAAAAGAGCUAUUACAAUUGGAUUUUGAAAGCAUUUUAAAGUACUUUAGAGUCCAUUUGCCUAAGCGUUGCAGAAAUGAAGAAAUAUCGCGUUAUGUAAUGAAAUUGGCCUGUUCCGUUACAUUGAAGAAAUUGAAGAAAUAUGAAGCAGAAUUCAUGACAUUAAAAGAGGCUCAAGAAAAUGCUGAUGAAUACAGUAAUGAGGUAGAACAAUUAAGAGGUACAGUUGCAAGAAAUGAGGAAGAAAAACAAAGGUUGGAAGCAGAACUUGCUCAGGUAAAAGAAAUGCUACAACGUGAGGUAUCAAGAGCUGAUGCAGAGAGCCGUCGAAGUAAUAUUAUUAUUGCUGAAUAUAAACAGAUUUGUCAACGUUUGGAAGAUGACUAUAAUGCUGCAAAAAUGACUUUAAGUGAAUUACGGUCUAAGGUUUCAAGAUGUGACAAAUGUAGAACAUGCAUAAUGGAUUCAUCUAGUAUAUUAGCAGAUAUAGCACAUCCUUUAGAAAAUCGAGUUGAUCCUAUGUUACAUAGAGUACAAGAAAGAGUAAGAGAAUUAGAAUUAGAAUUGGCACAGACAAAAUUAGCUCACGUGGAAGCAGAAUGUAGAAAUCAGGAUUUGACACAUCAAUUACAUGCAACUGCUUCUGAACUUCAAGUUACGCGAAAUAGUUGGCCAUGGCUCAGUAAAACUUUGUCUAGUAUAAAAGAAGCAGCAAACAAACGAGAAGUUAUAGGGCCUUCGUCAUUAAGAGAUUUAAGACGCGACAGUACUCCUGGAGAUGACGUACAUCAUCAUAUAAUACAUUCGCGUACACGUGAUAGUCGUGACAGUCUUAAACAAAUAGUGUAAUAUGGUAAGUGAUCUCAUGAUGUGUACAAUUAUAUUUGAAUAUUACAUUUGAAAAUUAUGAUUCUCUUAAUGAAAACAACAUCACAUAACAUUAUUUUUAUUGAAUAAGCCAAACAUUAGUAGAUGAUAACAAAUAUAUAGAUGUAGAUAUAUGUAUAUAUACAAGAUGUAUCCUGACGAGUGGUAAAACUAAGCGAGUAAUGAUUCUAAAUGUCAAAAUAAAUUGAAAAAAA